AUGAAGAUCCUUUUCCUAACCACAGCAUUAAGCCUGUUUGCCAUCCUCCAAGCCGAGGAGUCAACAUCUACUGAAAAACAAUUUGAGGGUACAUACUAUGCCCUCAAAAUGGCGGCAAACAAAGAUUUACCUAAGGAGAAGGAGUAUGAAAGCAUAUCAGCUAUUAUCAUGUCCCAACUUAAAGAUGGUCAUAUGGAGGCCUCAUUUACCAUCAAAAAGGAUGGCAAGUGCAAAGAGAUGAAAAUAAAAUUGGAGAAAACAGAUGAUCCCAAGAAAUUCACUAUAGGUGAGUUUAUAUUCCUACAAUUUCUCACAGAUGAGGGCAAAGUCCAUGUGCAUCUAACCAAGAUGUCCGAGCAAGAUUAUUGGACACUCAUUUGUGAGGGCGAGUACCAGGGCCAGCAAGUCAGAGUGGCCAAACUUAUGGGUCCACACAAAGACAUAAACCUUGAAGCUUUGAAUGAGUUUCAGGAAAUACUCAAAAAGGAAGGUCUUGGGGAUAGAAGAAUUGUAUCUCCCAGACUAGAAGAAUCCUGCACACCAGAACAUGCUUAA
Molecule: messenger RNA, 555 nt
Organism: Gracilinanus agilis (Agile Gracile Mouse Opossum)
Lineage: Eukaryota; Metazoa; Chordata; Mammalia; Didelphimorphia; Didelphidae
Product: late lactation protein B-like
Exons: 6
Coding region: 1-555 (184 amino acids)
Molecular function (GO): small molecule binding
Source: RefSeq, a predicted model, not a curated record